AUGGAUCAGUUCUGUUCCCUCUGUGGAGUCAUCCUUGAGCCAUGCGAACCUCUGCCAGAUCCAAGUGAUCCUCCAAAGCGACUGGAUUGGAAGCGAGAGAUUCGUGCAGUGGCCUCUGAUGGAGGAUUUUCACCCGUGACCUGCACUGGUGUUGGCUUCCUAGACCCAGAUCGUCACGACCUCCUGGCUAGCAGUGACCCUGAAACAUCGUACAUGAACCCAGGACAUGGAGAAACAUGGAGUCGCCAUCCCUUGAUCAGCUUGCUGUCUGAUGAACGGGCAUUUGGUUUUCACGAAAUCUGCUGGCAGUUGCUUCUUCAAAAGGUUUCCUUAACGCAUCAUCACCCUGCUAAGCCGCAACGUAUCGCUCAGCUUCUAUUCCAGCUUCUCUACUGCCUGCCAUAUGACAAUUUCGACAUGCCAUGCCACAGCCAUGACUUUGGUGGCGCCCUGGCUUUCUGCAGAAAGGAUCCAGAGGACUUGCCCAGGCCCUGGAGAUUCCUUAUGGCUGAUCCUCGCACUUUCACUUUUAAUUCUACAAACCCAGCUCCCAGAAAUAAUUCCAUACUCCCUCGAGCCACGACUGACUCUCAGAUACAUGAUGAUAUAUUCGCCAAGCUUUCGCCGGAAAUGGUGCAUUUGAUAAUUACCAUGUUGGAAUCAGCAGAUCUUUGCAACCUGCGACUGUCAUCCAAGUUUGUGUCUAAGCUGACCAGUCCGGAUCAUCUGUCGCAGAACUUCUGGAAAAGCCGCUUUUCGGUCGUUCGAGAGAUGGGCUUCUUUUUACCGUUUUCAAAUUUCAGGAUCGAUUGGAGAAGUCUUUACUUCAACUUGAGGCAUAGUAUACUUGACAAAACGGAAACUGGCCACAUGCGCAAUCGCCGCCGUAUUUGGCUCUGCUUAGAUGCUUUGGCUCAAACCUUGAUCCCACUUCUUGACCAGCAGAUUUGUCUCCAAGACCUCGGAAGCGUUCAGUUGGAUGUGGCUUCAGAAUGCUUAUAUUACAUAUCUGGCAUAAGAAUCUCCGAGGGUAACGACAUGGAAAUCUUUGAAGAGUUCUCUCGUGCUGGUUACAUCAUACCUCAGGAUGAAGUUCACAUAUGUCUCCAUCCAAACGAUUGCUUGACUGGUAUGCGGGUCGCUGCCUCUGCAAGCGGUAUAGUUGGUCUCAGUUUUCGAAUCAGAACCUGGACCGACGAUAUCGUUUGGAAGAAUAUAGGUGUUGUUACUGAUCUUCCUGACGGUGUCGGGGUCGCAAACAUGGAGCCGUGUCAUGAUACACGGCUGAGGGGAGUAAUAUUGGGACUUGAUGCAUGCAGGAUUGUGUCACUUCAGGUUUUGGAGAGAGUCCAACGUCAAAAGUUGCGGGAUACUCCAACGCAAAUAGCAGACUAUAGAUCUGCGCUGUGGCAUCCUGACGAACCCGACACCUCUGGCCGUGACAUCAUUUAUCCUCCUACGCCUGUAUUUACGCGGGCGGACGACCCCUUGUUUCUGAACAUGGACUUUGGAGGCCCUGGGGGGGCCUUGGUCUCACGUCUCAACCGGAUCUCUGCUUUACACGAUGAGACGAGCGGCCACUUCAGAGGCUUUGCCUUUUACUAUAUAGAUGGCCAUACAGCAAGUUUCGGCCUGAGGACGGUCAUCACUAGUGCGAGCAAGCGUUCUACCUGUAUCGAGCAGUCCCUUUGCAUAGACGGGCCAUCAGGUGAGAGGAUUGUCUCGCUGGAAGUUCAAACUUCUAAGGCCUAUGUGAGCGGGGACAUCCGCGCUAUCAAGUUGAGGACGAGCUAUAACCGGAAUAUGGAAUUUCGAACGAUGGCUAAGCUAGGAGAAGAAGAAGAGAAAUAUUCACGACAGAUCAUGUCUUCACCUACGGGGAUGCCCAUUUCAGCGAUACUUGCUAGCGUUGAGGGGCCGUCCAAUCGCUGGGCAUACAAUACCAGUGCGGAAGAGGACAACCCGCAUAAUUUUCCAAACAGUAAAGAUGUAAUGUAUAACGCACCUGCUAAUUUUUGGCGCGGCAACGGCUGCUUCACGUCGGUCUUGCUAGCUGGUGUACGACGCAUAGGUGUGUCGACAGGUAUGCCCGGGCGGACAAGGGGGCUUGAUCACAUCGCUGGUCUUUGCUUCGAGUUCUGGGGCUCAACAGAGCAAGUUUACCUAGGACAGUGGUAUCGAGAAGUUGGCUGCCUGUCAGUGAAAGAAGAUGAAAGAAUAUGUGGCUUCACCUUCUGGCAGCAGCAGGAACAUUUGUCCCACGGUCUCGAUACUGUAUUGCAGAGCGAUGGCAACAUUGCGGGAAUCAGGAUAACCAAGACCGGGCUUGGGCAGACAGAUAUGGAGAUUAUUUUGGGGGAUAAGAACGAUAUGCUCCCAUACGCACUUACGGAGAAUCCCUACGAGCGACUGACAGGGCUAGCCUGGGUUUUCAAUCGCGAGUGCGAUUACACCUACGGCCUCACACGACCUUCACACCAUUUCCCGGGAGUUUCUCUAGCCUUGAGGUACAUGUUUGGCCUAUGGCCGGCGAGUCGGCCACCGGAAAAACUGACUUGGCUUGCUGAGGACGAAGAGGGUAGUCUACUCAAAAUCUCUAAAAUGCACGCUGUCUUCUCCCGCACGUCUGGAAAGCUCUGCGGUUUCAUCUUCGACUACGGCGCUGGCCAGAUAUCCAGAACCGCGGGAUCGGGAGAUGGUGUCAAGGCGUCUUUUGAUCUUGACAGCGAGGAGUAUAUCAUUCGCAUAGCUUUGCAGGUUUGGAGAAACGAGAGCGAAGUAGUGUUCUACACAAGUGCCGGGAGGGUACACGCCCUGUCCGCUUCUGGUUCAUGCGAUCAACCACGGGAGAGAGACCCGACAGCUUACGAGGAGUUCGAUUGCGGUGAUCUGAAAGAUGGGUCACGCUAUCGGGAUAAGAGUAAUGAGUGCGUUGGAAUAUGGAUCGCGAUGGCAUGGCGACCUGGAUGUACAAAUCUUGUCCACACGGUUGGUGCUAUCACUAUCUCAAGAGCCGGUAGCUAA
Molecule: messenger RNA, 3024 nt
Organism: Fusarium subglutinans
Lineage: Eukaryota; Fungi; Ascomycota; Sordariomycetes; Hypocreales; Nectriaceae
Exons: 9
Coding region: 1-3024 (1007 amino acids)
Molecular function (GO): protein binding
Source: RefSeq, a predicted model, not a curated record